Molecule: messenger RNA, 2933 nt
Organism: Durio zibethinus
Lineage: Eukaryota; Viridiplantae; Streptophyta; Magnoliopsida; Malvales; Malvaceae
Source: RefSeq, a predicted model, not a curated record
CAGAUGACGACAAGGAGGGGCAGUACAGAUGUCCAUGAGUUCAAUGGGCCUUUUCUUGGCUUUCAUGCUCAUUUCAAAGUGACUUCAGUUAUUGGACAUGUAUUCAGAUUUUCCAGCUUCUUAUCAAGACUGGAAUGCCACUAAUCCUCUAGACCUAUUUCAAGCAUCAGUUAUCAAGACAGAAUCAAACCCAAAGGCCCAUAUUUCUAGACAUUUAAGUCAAGAGGCUCGUGGUUGUGGUCAUUUGGUAUUAUGGUUGGAUUGUGAUCGUGAAGGAGAAAACAUUUGUUUUGAAGUCAUUGAGUGUACGGGAUUUCCCAUGAAUGAGGCAAAGAAAAGGGUUUAUCGUGCUAGGUUUUCUUCUGUGACCGAGAAAGACAUCUUGAAGGCUAUGGACAAUCUAGUGGAACCGAACAGACACGAGGCACUGGCUGUGGAUGCUCGGCAAGAGAUAGAUUUGAAAGUUGGUGUUGCAUUUACCCGAUUUCAAACUAGUUAUUUUCAAGGAAAAUAUGGGAAUCUUGACUCCAGGGUUAUCUCCUAUGGACCAUGUCAAACCCCUACACUUGGGUUUUGUGUGCAGCGAUAUUUGCAAAUUAAUACUUUUAAGCCUGAAAAGUUUUGGGCAUUACGUCCCUAUAUUAUUCAGAAUGGUUAUGAGCUUCAUCUAGAAUGGAAACGUCAAAAGUUGUUUGACUUAGAUGUUGCAACAAUGUUCCAAAAGUUGGUGACAGAGGAUGGAAUUCUUGAAGUAAUUGAUGUAUCAGAAAAACAGGAAAGCAAAGGUCGACCUUCUGGUCUCAACACAGUGAAUCUUUUGAAGGUUGCUUCAAGUGCAUUAGGCUUUGGACCUCAGACGGCCAUGCAAAUUGCUGAACGCUUAUAUACACAAGGUUUCAUAAGCUAUCCACGAACCGAAAGUACAGCAUAUCCUUCAUCGUUUGACUUCAAAAGCACACUUAAGGUACUAGAAAACAAUCCACUGUGGAGUGACUAUGUCCAAAGACUGCUUGCUGAAGGUUAUCAUAAACCACGCUCAGGAACAGAUGCUGGUGAUCAUCCUCCUAUAACUCCAAUGCGACCAGCAACUGAGGAUAUUCUUGGAAGCGAUGCUUGGAGAUUGUAUCAGUAUGUCUGUCAACAUUUUAUAGGAACUGUGUCUCCUGACUGCAAAUAUGUGAGGACAAAAGUAGAAUUUUCAGUUGGUGGAGAAUUCUUCCAUUGCAUUGGGCAGCACGUCACGACACAAGGAUUUACAUAUAUUAUGCCAUGGUUGGCCAUAAAUGAGAAAAAUCUUCCUCAGUUUACAAAAGGGGAGAAAAUUGAAGUUUCAAAAGUGGAGUUAUAUGAGGGUGAGACUUCACCCCCUGAUUAUCUCAGUGAGAGUGAGCUCAUUUCUCUGAUGGAGAGGAACGGAAUAGGCACAGAUGCAUCAAUACCUGUGCAUAUAAACAACAUAUGUGAGCGGAACUAUGUGCAGGUACAAGUUGGUAGGAAGUUGGUUCCAACUACUUUAGGCAUAACACUGAUACGAGGCUAUCAAUGCAUUGAUCCAGAUCUUUGUUUGCCAGACAUUCGCAGUUUCAUUGAGCAUCAGAUUACUUUGGUUGCUAAGGGUCAGGCAAAUCAUUCUUAUGUUGUGCAGCACGUACUACAGCAAUUCAAGCAAAAAUUCAGUUAUUUUAUUCAGCAGGUUAGAGAACUAUAUGUUGUACUUGCAUGCUUAAACAGCAUCUUGGAUAAAGUACAUGAAAAGCAUAGAACAAUUGUGAUUGAGAACAUGGAUGCCUUGUUUGAAGCCCAAUUCUCCCCACUAUCUGACUCAGGACGUGCUCUUAGUAAAUGUGGUAAAUGUUUGCGGUACAUGAAGUACAUCUCUACACAACCACAACGUUUGUUUUGUGGCACAUGUGAGGAGGUUUACUACCUUCCUCAAAAGGGAACAAUCAAGCUGUACAAAGAACUUACAUGUCCUUUGGAUAAUUUCGAGCUUUUGAUCUUCUCCAUGCCUGGUCCGGAAGGCAAGUCAUUCCCUCUCUGCCCAUAUUGCUAUAAUAGUCCUCCAUUCGAAGGAAUAGACACUCUCUUUGGUUCCACAAAGAUAGGUAGUACAGGGAAGUUGGGGAAGGGAGCAGGCAUGCCAUGCUUCCUCUGCCCACAUCCCACAUGCCGACAUUCUCUGGUGGCACAGGGAGUCUGUGCUUGCCCCGAAUGCAGUGGAACCCUUGUUUUAGACCCAGUAAGUGCUCCGAAAUGGAGACUUUAUUGCAAUAAAUGCAACUGCCUUGUCUUACUCCCUGAGGGUGCUCACCGGAUUGCUACUACCCGAGAACGCUGUGCUGAAUGUGACUCCACAAUCAUAGAGGUAGACUUUAAUAAGAAAACAACUCCUUUGGAAGAUGGAGCUACAUUGCAUACUGGUUGCAUUCUUUGUGAUGAGCUGCUUCAUUCCCUUGUGGAGGUGAAGCAUGGUAAAUCAUUUAACAGAGGCUUCGGUGCAAGAGGAAGAGGAACGAGCAGAGGCGGGUAUAGGGGAAGGGGACGUGCAGCUGGAAAAAGGGUUGACCCUAAAAUGAGUUUCAGAGAUUUUUGAAACUUAUUUUCUAUAAACUUUUCCUUUCAAGUUAGCUGGAUAAAUGGUCUGUAUGAUUUGAGCUAUAACUGGAUUUCUUUUUCUUGGUAAAGAGCUAUAACUGCAUUUGAGGAAUGGUCUGUAUAAUUGAUGAUGAGCUUGGGAAUUACCAGAAGAGCUAAGUUAGCAAUGCUAUAGCUAAGGCAGCAGCUGGAGAACAAAAUCAUGGCGGUCAUGUAUAAAUGCAAUGAAAAUUUUAUGUUAAGAGAUACAGUAACUUGAAACAAUAAAUUCAACUUUGCUAUUUUAAUAUAGAAAACGAAUGUUUGAUUCCUGGAAUAGAAUGAUGAAGUAAAAUUAU